UCAUCAGACAAAUUGCCCACGUUAUGAGUGAGGAUAUAAGGGAUCCCAUACAGAGGCAGACAGAGGUGCGAAACAGGAAAACGGGGUCCUGGAUCAACCAACAGGAUGUCAAAGAAGUGCUAAGGUUUGAACAGUUCACUACUGUUGAUUGGAUGCAAGAUGAAUUGAAAGAACAAAAGAAUAGAUUAUCAAAAUAUAGUAGUAUACAACAGGGUAGGACUUCUCUCCGAGAGAGGGUGGUGUCUUCCACUCUCAAUUGGUUUGUGCUUGCUCUCAUGGGGGUCACAAUUGGAAUAAUUGCCGCAUGUUUGAAUGUGAUGACUGCUUGGAUGGCUAAUAUAAGAUUGGGUCAUUGUUCAGGAGCAAUAUAUUUGAACAAAAGUUUAUGUUGUAUAGAAGAAGGAGAAGGGAAAUGUGAAAAGUGGGUGAAUUGGUCUAGCUAUGGAAUUGUAAACUAUAUGGUUUAUGUUCUCUUUUCCUUUGUCUUGUCUUUCACAGGAGCCUCAAUAGUGAAAAGAUAUGCUCCAGCAGCCGCUGGGUCAGGAAUAUCUGAAAUUAAAUGUAUAGUUUCAGGUUUUGUGAUGAAGGGAUUUCUUGGAUGGUGGACUCUUUUGAUCAAAAGUUUGGGAUUACCUCUAGCAAUUGCUUCAGGUCUAAGUGUUGGUAAGGAGGGUCCAAGUGUACAUUAUGCUGUUUGUGUGGGGAAUUGUAUUUCUAAGCUUUUUGCCAAGUAUAGGAAAAGUGCAUCGAAGGCUAGGGAGUUUUUAACAGCCACAUCAGCCGCUGGAGUGGCAGUGGCAUUUGGAUCCCCGAUGGGUGGAGUUCUUUUUUCCAUGGAGGAAAUUUCUUCAGUGUUUCAAUUAUCUACAAUUUGGAAAUCCUAUUUCUGUUCUUUGAUCGCUGUGGCAACUUUAGCAUCGAUUAACCCAUUUGGAACUGGUCAAUUAGUAAUGUUCGAAGUCUCGUACGAUAAAAAUUGGCAUUAUUUUGAAAUCCCACUCUAUAUUCUUUUGGGUGCAUUUGGCGGAAUUUACGGUAUAAUUGUAUCCAAGUUUAAUAUUCGGGUAGUUUCAUUCCGUAAGAAGUAUUUGGGUAACUAUGCAAUUCGAGAAGUUGUAACUUUGGCUAUAUUGACAGCCAUGUUUUGUUACUUUAAUCAAUUCUUACGUUUGGAUAUGACUGAAUCUAUGGAACUUCUUUUCCGUGAAUGUGGGUCUGGUUUCGACCAUCCUAUCUGUGACCCAGAUUCGAAAAAGACUUUAUUAGUUGUUUCAUUGCUCUUUGCAACUAUCUCUAGGAUGGUUUUAACAAUUUUCACAUAUGGUUGUAAGGUUCCAGCAGGUAUUUUUGUUCCUUCAAUGGCCGCAGGUGCAACUUUUGGGAGAGCAAUUGGUUUAUUGAUGGAAAAAUUACAUCAAGUAUAUCCAGACUCAUCAAUCUUUUUAACAUGUCCUGCAAAUGGAGAUAAAUGUAUUAUUCCUGGAACCUAUGCAUUUUUGGGAGCAGCAGCAGCUUUAAGUGGGAUAACUCAUCUCACCGUCACGGUUGUUGUUAUUAUGUUCGAGUUGACAGGUGCUCUUCGGUAUAUUAUCCCAACCAUGAUAGUUGUUGCCAUUACCAAAAGUAUUAAUGAUAAAUGGGGAAAAGGUGGAAUUGCGGACCAAAUGAUUAAAUUCAAUGGCUUACCACUUAUCGAUGCCAAAGAAGAACAUACUUUCAAUGCCACUGUUGUGGAAGCCAUGUCAACGGUGACAGUUGCCUUACCAUAUGGGAAAAACGAUCUGCUGAUUGAUGUAUCUCAACUUCAAGUGAUUCUUUCUAAAACCAAGUACAGAGGCUUCCCCAUUAUUGAUUCAUUUGAUAACCCUCAAAUCAUUGGGUAUGUUUCUCGAUCAGAUUUGGAGCACGUACUAUUGAACUUUCCACAAGGGAGUUCUAAAUGUGAUUUCAGCAAUACUAGUGGCCAAUUUGCACUGAUUGUAAAUUAUGCACCUGUUGUGAUCAAUAAAGAAACCACCAUGGAAUAUUUAUUGGAUAUAUUUGCAAAAUUGGGACCAAGGUAUGUUUUAAUAGAGAAUAAAGGACAACUUUGUGGCUUGGUAUCAAGAAAGGAUAUAUUGCGAUAUGAGCACACAGUUCAUGGAUUAACACACGACAAUAGACAAGAACUACGGGAUGAAGCAUUCAAUGACUCUGUUUGGGAUCUUAUUGUAUAUGCAAAUAUUGAAGGUCGUAAAACUAUAGGAAAAUUACUCCAUAAUGAUGAAAAUAGGUACAUAAGUUCGUAAAGAAUAAAAUAUGUCUAUAAUAUUAAAUUGUGAUAA
[Candida] anglica is the source of this 2324-nucleotide messenger RNA. Lineage: Eukaryota; Fungi; Ascomycota; Pichiomycetes; Serinales; Debaryomycetaceae. The record is from the annotation of a GenBank genome assembly.